Molecule: messenger RNA, 1051 nt
Organism: Drosophila sechellia
Lineage: Eukaryota; Metazoa; Arthropoda; Insecta; Diptera; Drosophilidae
Exons: 2
Coding region: 73-942 (289 amino acids)
Source: RefSeq, a predicted model, not a curated record
GCAGUGUAUAAAAGGAAAUGUAUCUCUCGGAACAACAAUACAGUUACUUGAGCGAUUUCCCGUCCGGAGGAAAUGGCUCUUGUGAAGACCGACACCAUUGACAACAACUCCAUUCCAUGGGUUCUGUGGCUACCACCAGUAAUGCAAGCGGAGAGUAAAUCGCCGAGAGGGAGAUACACAUUUGAUGGGCCAAAGGUGGUGGCGUUUCACUUUGUUAAGAACCGGCACGGAGACACCUUGGACAAGUGGAUAAGGCUGCUCGAUGAGUUGGCACAAGAGUACGUCGGUCGGAUAUUGUUUGGAUUGCGUGACAUCUCCAACAUCGGGGAGUUCAAUGCGAACCUAAAUCCCGACGACUUUGGCAGCUACCGGAAGGGAUUGCCACCGCGAAUCUAUGGCAAGGACUGCGAGGGCCGAGUGUACGAUAUGCACAAGCUGGUCAGCGCCAAGUACCUGAGGGAGUUUUGCGACCUGCUGCUGGGGGAUCAGCUCUUCCGUGCCGUAGUCCUGGGCGCCACUCCAUCGCUGGACUCCAAGCCAAUGAAUUACUUCGAGCUGCGGGAAGAGAGCAGCAGCGAUAUGCUGGUGAUGCUAUAUGAUCCUGCAUGCUACUACUGGCCCAUUCAGAAGGGGAUGCUGCGCAAGCUGAUCCGCCUGCUGGCCAGCGAGGAUCUGCCCAUUGUGAUCGUGGACAAGGCGACUAACUACCUAGGCGUGGGCUUCACCCGCUGGCUGCAGAUGGUCAACUGUCACGGCUCCACCAUCUUCACAUCGCCACGUCGCGAUGGCUGGGACAUCAAGUUGUCGGUGCGAAUGGAGAGCACACGUGGCUACCUGCGAUACAUCGCCCGGAACAGGCAGCCGGAGCUGAUUGACUUCGAUGCCGAGGGGGAGCCCAGAGCACCGGAGCAGGCCGUGGAGUACAUACAGUAUUUGUUUUAGAUCUCCACCCUAAGUGCAUAAGUCAACAGCCAACCUAAAUAUAGACGAAAAACCUAAAGGCAAUAACAAUUCAAGCUCGGAAUUGCUCCAAUACACCAAAAAUAAGAAC